CUUCGUUAUGUUUUUCAGUCUCGGGUGGAGUCUACAUCCCGUCGCAGCUCUGCGGGGAAGGAGGAGGACUUUUUUUUCUAUUAGUUUCUCAUAGACUAUUUGUUCCCGUCAAGGCGUCGAAAUACCCCAUAAAGAUGACGACGACAACCACCUAUAAAGGAAUGGAGCCUGGUACUAAAAACAGUUCCAGGGUACUACGACCGCCUGGCGGGGACUCGAGCAUCACCUUCGGCACAGACGACAACUCGACCCCUCGCAAGAACAAGAUGGCCUCCAGCAUCUUUGCAGAACCUGAUGACCCCCAUGCUCAUCGGAGGAACAAUCCACCCACUGGGGAAGCUGCAGGAACCCUGUGCGGGGAGCCCUCAGCCCCACUUAGGCGAUGCCAGCAGCCUCUUCUCUUCCCCAAGAACCCUGAGCCGGAACUGACCACCAUCCACAACUCUGGAGCAGCCUUGGUGUGGAACCAGAGACGAGAGAUUGAAAAUGGCCAAGAACAAGCAAAUGAUGAGUGUCCUGACAACGCAGAGGGUGAGCAGGAGGAGCAAGAGCAGCAGCAGAAGGAGACAACAGAGCCCUCUGCCCCGUCGGGAGGUGCCAACGCUGCCACAGGUGGCCGAAGAAACCCACCGGGUGGCAAGUCCAGCCUCAUCCUGGGUUGAGACCACUUUUUUUUCUUUUUUUUUUUUUUUUCAUUCGAACGCUUUUUUAUUUUUUAAAGAUAAAUACCCCCCACCACUCUCUUCCUCCUCAUUGACUUGUCACCUUCUUCCCUACUUCACCUGCACUCACGCUGUCACGUCCAUGGACCCCUGUGUCCUCUCCCUCCACCCUCAAACCUUUUGUUUUUUCCUUUUUUCUAUUAAAAGAAGAAAACUGUUGACAAAAGCACUUUAUGUAUCUCUCUCCCCCUCCUCCAUUUCAGCCCAUCCUGUAGUGCAUCGCGCCUGCUGGGAAAGGCAUGACGUUUAGCUUGUCCCUCAUUCUUCCCUGUUGUAAAUGGUAAAGGAAAAAAUAAUAAAAAAGAUUUGAUGCGUGGAUUUCUAAAUACAAUAAAGAUUGAUAUGAA
Molecule: messenger RNA, 1069 nt
Organism: Epinephelus fuscoguttatus (brown-marbled grouper)
Lineage: Eukaryota; Metazoa; Chordata; Actinopteri; Perciformes; Serranidae
Product: jupiter microtubule associated homolog 1-like
Exons: 5
Coding region: 135-662 (175 amino acids)
Cellular component (GO): nucleus
Source: RefSeq, a predicted model, not a curated record